CCCUAGAACGUCAAGGGUUUCGGGAUCCUUGCGGCUCGGGCGCGUAGGUUCUAGGAUUGCGAUCUAGGAAUGAGUUCUUCCGCAGCUCCGGAUCAAGAGGAGGCACAGAGCAAGGCGGCGGCGGCAGCGGCAGCGGUGGCGGCGGAGGUAGAGCAGGGCUCGUCGCCGGAGGUAAACGAUGCGGUGGGAAGUGAGAGCGGAGCGGCGGCUCAAAUUCAAGCCGAGGACAGCGGCAAUGGCCAGGUUGAGGCCGCGGAUGGGAAUUCUCGGGAUGGCGUGUCGGUAGAGAAUGGGGGGAAGGAGGAGGGCGUGGUUUGUCUGGAAUCUCCGGGGCCCCUCUCGGACAUGGAGAAGAAGCAGCGGCGCGCCGAGCGCUUUGGCGUGGGCUUGAAUUUCAGCGAGGAUGAGAAGCGCAAAUUGCGAGCUUCAAGGUUUAACGCCAGUGAUAAGAAAGGUGUGUCGAAAGCUAAAGUUUCGAUUGAAUCAGAGACGGAGAAGAAGAAUGCCCGGGCUGCGAGGUUUGGAACCGCCAAUGUUGCGAGCGCCAACGAAGACGCCAAGAAAAGGGCCCGGCUUGAUCGAUUCUCUGGAGUAGAUUCCAACUUAGAAGCCGAGAAGAAGAAGGCAAGAGCUGCGAGGUUUGCGGCGACAUCAAACGAGGAAAAUCUGAAGAAGAAGCUGGGAACCGACACGACUCCGGUGGCUACUGCAGCGCAGGGAUAGACGCUAACAAUCCGGAUGGACGCUGACAGGAGCUUAUGGGUAAGAGCUUACUGAUGCAUCUUCGCAUCGUCGUCACAAGGUCCUUAGUUUACUGCAUUCUUGGGUGAAUUUUUUGCCUGUUUGACUGCUUGUUUGCUUCUAUUGGCGUAGAGCUUGUAGAGCUUGUAGUGUUCUUUUCGUGUAAUGUAUAAACAGGUGUUCUUCGUUA
Molecule: messenger RNA, 931 nt
Organism: Selaginella moellendorffii
Lineage: Eukaryota; Viridiplantae; Streptophyta; Lycopodiopsida; Selaginellales; Selaginellaceae
Product: protein MODIFIER OF SNC1 11
Exons: 3
Coding region: 70-723 (217 amino acids)
Biological process (GO): poly(A)+ mRNA export from nucleus
Cellular component (GO): nucleus
Source: RefSeq, a predicted model, not a curated record